AUGCCCCCAGCUAUCAGUGAUGAGGAAAACUCAGACACCGGCGAUUUUGCCGUGACAAGCGACAUUCUGCCGAAGAAGGGUCGAGGGCGCAAGCCAAAAAUAAAGCCAGAGCCAGAGGAAGACUCCGAAGGGGAAGAGGAUGUCGCUGACCCAAAGAUCACGAAUGGCAAUGCCGAAGAGGACGACGAUGAGGAUCAGGACGAGGACGACAUGAGUGAGGAUGAGUUCGUGGUCGAAAAGAUCUUUUCCCACUAUAUUGCCGCAGACGGUGAGCCUCGCUUCGAGGUGAAGUGGGAGGGAUGGGACAAGAAAUCCGAUCGGACCUGGGAGCCAGAAGAGAAUCUCCAAGAAAACGCCGCCGAAAUAUUGCAGGAGUAUUUUAAGGAAAUCGGUGGCCGGGAGAAGAUGUUCGAGCAGACCAGCAGCGCACUGAAGGGCAGGAAGCGCGGCCGACAGUCCAACUCCGCCACGCCCGCCGAGAAGCGCACCCGCAAGAACGGUCACCCCGAGAAUUCGACCCCGCCCGCGAGCGCCAAGGCGGUUGAGUGGAAACCCCCGAGCGGCAGCUGGGACGAGGAAGUCGACACCGUGGAUAUGUGCCAGGAUGAGGAGAACGGCACCUUCAUAGUCUACCUGACCUGGAAGAAUGGCAAGAAGACGCAACACCCCAAAGAGGUUGUCUACAGGAGAUGUCCGCAGAAGAUGCUUCGAUUUUACGAGCGCCACAUUCGUAUCUCUCGCGACGGUGGUUCACCAGUCGCAAUAUCAAGCAUGAACUGA
Diaporthe amygdali is the source of this 780-nucleotide messenger RNA. RefSeq lists its product as uncharacterized. The record is from RefSeq and is a predicted model, not a curated record. Gene Ontology annotation, cellular component: pericentric heterochromatin; nucleus. The transcript is spliced from 6 exons. NCBI's taxonomy places the organism in Eukaryota, Fungi, Ascomycota, Sordariomycetes, Diaporthales, Diaporthaceae. Gene Ontology annotation, biological process: chromatin organization; negative regulation of transcription by RNA polymerase II. Bases 1 to 780 code for a protein of 259 amino acids. Gene Ontology annotation, molecular function: chromatin binding.